This is a messenger RNA of Stylonychia lemnae, 1221 nucleotides long. The record is from the annotation of a GenBank genome assembly. Lineage: Eukaryota; Ciliophora; Spirotrichea; Sporadotrichida; Oxytrichidae.
AUGAAUUUUGUUAUCUCAUUGAUUACAACUGCUUUUGCCUCCUUUAAUUUGGCAUAAUUUCUUUAAGAUGCCAUCUACACUAUAAAUCUGGACCCAUUGCUUCAACCAGUUGCUCCAAAGAUUUAGUUCUUUGAAGAGGUGGUAAUUGCUGCAAAUGAACUUGAAUUUUGCUUUUAUCCAUCAGCUGCUCUCCAUAGUCCACUCUUCAUCAUGCCAUAUCUAGAGACUAUUGGAGUCGAUGAAAGAUACCAUUACAUUAUUAGUCCUGCAAGGUUAUAGACAGGAUUCAAGAAUAUUAACAAGCCAACUAAAGAUUAGAUUCCUUUCAUUACUCACAGUGUAUGGUUAACUAAUCCAAGAAAUCCAAAAGAAAUGCUCUCAUAAGUUGAUGAAUCUUCUAUGCAUGGAUACGACUUCCAUUUGAAUGUUACUCACGCAACAUUGAGUAAACACAACUUCACAUCAUACCUAUGGACAAACAAUAUUGAUGUGCUUCCAGAGACAUAAAAAUGGGCUCUAAAGCAGGGAGUUAUAAUGAGAGAACUCUCAGAAUUUUCCAGUGUUAAAGAGCAUAAACCGAUCCUUGAUGAAAUUGAUAGAUCUAUUGAAUUGAAAUAAUUUGCUGGAGGUGCUGACAUAGCUAGACUUUUGAUAUUGUAUGAGCUUGGUGGGUUAUAUACUGAUCAAGACCAUUAAAUAAUUCAAUAUGAUCCUCUACUUAAUAAAAUGAACCUUUUUUUCUAUGAGCAUAUUAACGUUGGAUUCCACACAUUAGAAAAUUCAUUAAUAGGAGCAAGCCCAAAAAAUAAUUAUAUCUUGGAAUAUAUGAGAUCAGCAGUUCGCACAAGGUAAGGCUAGCACACUUCUCAUUUUGAGUCAUCAUGCUAUUAGAAAUCAGAACGCUAUAUCCACUAUGAAACAGGACCAUUCAGAAUGUCUAGUGUGUUCAACUAAUUGUUAAUCAACGGUAAUUUGGAUGAUUAGCUAUUAGUUGUAUUGGACUAAAAAAUCACAUUUGAUGGGUUCAAUUACAUUAAUAGCACAGAGGUUUCAUAAUACAAUAAUGUAGUUUUCAAAGAUGGAACUCAUAACUUAAAUGUUUAAUUUAAGCACCAUCCAACUGGCUCUUGGAAGGAUCCUAAUUAAGAAAAAAGAUUUUACGGAUGGUAAAAUAAAAACAGUGGUCGAUCAGAUUAUUAGACGGCUUUAAUAUAAAGUUGA